This is a messenger RNA of Corapipo altera (White-ruffed manakin), 2557 nucleotides long. RefSeq names its product crystallin mu (gene CRYM). The transcript is spliced from 8 exons. Gene Ontology annotation, molecular function: thyroid hormone binding. Lineage: Eukaryota; Metazoa; Chordata; Aves; Passeriformes; Pipridae. Gene Ontology annotation, biological process: thyroid hormone metabolic process. The record is from RefSeq and is a predicted model, not a curated record. The coding region runs from base 58 to 975 and encodes 305 amino acids. Gene Ontology annotation, cellular component: cytoplasm.
CGGCGCGGGCGGUGUCGCAGUCCCGCACGGUGCCGUCCCGUGGUGCCGGUGCUCGCCAUGGGCUCGGCUCCGCCCGCCUUCAUCGGCGCCGAGGAGGUGGAGAAGCACCUGCCCCGCGCCAGCCUCCUGCUGCCGGCGCUGGAGGCCGCCCUGGGCAACUUCUCGUCGGGCCCCGCGGGAGGCGUCGUGCAGCCGCUGCGCACCGUGCUGGCCGUGCCCGGGCACGGCGGGUACCUCGGCGUCAUGCCCGCGUACAGCGCUGCCGAUGAUGCUCUGACAACCAAGCUGGUGACUUUCUAUGAGCACCUGAAGGAUUCCCCUGCCCCUUCUCACCAAGCGACUGUCCUCUUGUUUGACCCUCGCAAUGGUUCUUUGAAAGCUGUCCUGGAUGGCAGUGUCAUCACAGCAAAGCGAACAGCUGCAGUUUCUGCCAUUGCUACCAAGUUGUUAAUGCCAGCUUUUGCAGAGGUGCUGUGCAUUUUGGGAGCUGGUGUUCAAGCAUACAGCCAUUAUGAAAUCCUCACAGAACUCUUCACAUUUAAAGAGGUCAGGAUAUGGAAUCGCAGCAAGGAGAAAGCGGAGAAGUUUGCCAGCUCUGUCCAUGGUCCCGUGCGGGUUUGCUCCUCUGCCCAGGAGGCUGUUGUUGGGGCUGAUGUGAUUGUAACAGUCACCAUGGCAACAGAACCCAUCCUGUCUGGGGCCUGGGUAAAGCCAGGUGCCCACAUCAAUGGUAGGCUGUGUUCUCACUGUGUAAAGGAGGUGUUUAUUAUCAUUGCUUGGCAUCAACAUCUGUUGAAAGGCACAGGGACUCUUUUAGGUUCAAUGGCAGAGAUUUUUGCUGAGCUCGGAGAGGUAUUGAAUGGUGCAAAACCAGCCCUGCCUGAGAAAACAACAGUGUUUAAAUCAUUGGGGCUGGCAAUUGAAGAUGCAGUGGCAGCAAAAUUUGUUUAUGAUGCGUGGUCAGCUGCAAACUAAAGGGGAAGUCUACAACGCCAAUGAGGCUAAGAGGAUUGAUUACUCUUAGUUUCUUUGGAUCCUUUGUUAACAAGAAAGGCACCAGUCCUAUCUGAACGUGGCCCUUCUAGAACACUCAGGAAUCAAAAGUAAAAAUUCAGCAGUUGACUGAUUUCUCAAGUUUUCUAAUUGCAAAUCUUAAAUACCUGCAGUAUUGAUAAUAAAUGUAUCUCUCUUGUAACAACAGGUAUUAGAUGUUUGCAGUGAUGUUGGGAAAAUCUUUAAUUGUAACACAUAAUUUUUGAGUGUUGUGAAUUCCUUUAGCUUUAACAGACAGUGCUUAGUCCUGUAAUCACCCAUACCAGUGAUUAAUGUGUGCAAGUGGAUAUCCUUGCCCUGAGAUCAACGACUGUGGGCCUGAGCAACACUGAUAAGAAGGUCUGUCUUGGCCAGACCACACAGCUAGGGUGCAUUCAAGGAGAAGAGACUUUUUUUGGAGGCCUGUGACCAAAAAAGAAUAACUUUCUGAAUGGGAUGUUCCCCAAAAGACCAUGGAGACCCUCAAGAGACCCCUCCUCUAAUGUAAAUGAGUUUUGAGAAGUAAUUUAAAUAUGUAAAAGAAUUGGUAAGAAUGUUUAGGAUAUAUGUAUGAUCUGGGGAAAUGUCAUGAAUAUAUAUUAGUUACAGAGAUCUAAAUCAGUAUGUUACAUAGCUGGGUGUGUGACAGGAGGAGAUAUCCCCUGCACGCCCAGCACCAAAAAUAAAUUGUUGCCACUUCCUAAUGCUACAAAGAGUGUUAGAGGGUUUUAUUCCCCAUUUGUGGUGAUGGUUCCUGGUGACCCAGAUGGGACAGUGCUGUUCACACUGCAUGGAUUCCAGGAUACUGAGGACUCCAGAGCACACCAAAGAUUUUAUUGAGGAACAUCCUCUUGGUCCCAGGAUCCGGUGAGUUCAAGUUCUGCUGGGACUUAUUAAGGCAUUACUGGAGGGGGGGUAUAACAGAGCUGUUGGAAAGUCUCACUGGAUUAAGGUAAAGGGAGUUUGGAAACCAGGUUUUGGGCUUGCUCUGCUAUCUACAGGGAGGCCUUGAGUGCCAGCCCUGGGGAAGGUUAAAAAUUGUAAAUAGUGAAAACAGUAAAAAGGAAGGUACCUUGUGGGUCAAAGCCCCACUGCCACAGACUGAAAGCCCUGAGGGCUAUUUUGUAGGCAAGCUUACACAGGUGCCCUGUGUUUCAAGCUCUAAGGUGUGUGAGUGGGUGUUGCACACCCCUCUCAAAGGGAAGUUUAAUUGGUUUAUUAUAUUCUGUGUGAUGGGUUCUGGUCUAUCACCAAAAGUGAGUUUUGGAGAAAUCCCCCUAGGCUGUAUUUUGAAGCAUUGGAGGGAGAUGGAAGGUGCAAUCUCUCCAGGAAACAGUGUGAAUUGAAUAUUGUAAUAAUUGGUGGCCUUUGUACUCUUUUGGAUGAUGGUGAAAAAUGGCCAAUGAAUGGAACUUUAAAUUACAAUACAAUGUUACAAUUGAUGUUGUUUUAUUGUUGGGAAAGGAAAUGGAAUGUGGUGUUGCAUGUGGAUUUGGUUUUCACACUGUCUAAUCAUCUGGAAUGG